This is a messenger RNA of Aphanomyces invadans, 2559 nucleotides long. RefSeq lists its product as hypothetical. Bases 24 to 1604 code for a protein of 526 amino acids. Gene Ontology annotation, biological process: protein import into nucleus; ribosomal large subunit biogenesis. The record is from RefSeq and is a predicted model, not a curated record. Lineage: Eukaryota; Oomycota; Saprolegniomycetes; Saprolegniales; Verrucalvaceae. The transcript has 10 exons.
GCCAAAGUUGGAGCGGCACGAUCAUGGGCAAGGUGAAGAAGCGCCGCAACAUCAGCCACAAGAACAUCGCGCCUCCCACGGGCGGCCCUUCCCAAGCGGAGAUUGACGAUGCCAUGGAAGGCUUGGACGAUGAAGUUGACGCCAACGAUGGGUCCACCGCGAUCGACGCUGCUGUCCAUGGCAAGAAACAAGUCCCGGACUUCCUCUCUGGGUUGACCAACCUGCAAGGAUCUGUCCGUGAAGCCACGUGUGUUGCGUUGGCGUCGUUCUUUGCAGGAGACGGAACCCCCGACAAGCUGAAAAUGUUGCAAAAGCUGCUCCAUGCUGGACUAUUGAAGAAGCUGCUGCCGCGAGCCGUGGACCCGUCCACCCUCGUACGCCUGCAUGCAGUGGGCGCUCUUCGCAACAUCAGUGCGUUCGGUGGACUCGACGUGUCUGAAUCGAUGACGAACGAAGACAUCAUGACGCCGUGCAUCAAACUAGUUAUCGAAUACGCCACGGAAAACCUCGACGUGAAAGCGACGCCGCACGCAGUCCCGAUCCUCGAGCAAGUGUUUGCAUUGCUCACCAACUUGUGCGAGAGUUGCUCGUUGGCCCUCAUCCAAGUGACGCACCAGCGCCACGUGUUGCUGCCUGCGAUGCUUCGUUCGCUACACUUGCCCAAGCAACCCCUUCUGCACCUCGAAACGAUGAAGCUUUUGCUCGUACUGAGCGACAAUAAUCCGGACUUGAUUCAAUCGUUGCCGGCGGAGUUGCCGCUCACGUUGCUGCAAAUCCUCCAAGCGCCUGAGCACUCGACCAAGCUCCGCUUGACAGCAAUUGGCGUCGCAAUCAACCUGCCAAACGUGCUCGACAACGCGCAGAGCGUCGAGAUGCUGUUGCCGGUUUUGCAGAGCGCUGUGGCGUACGACCCGAUCGGAGUCGUCGGGCAAGCCCAAGCCGCGUCCGAGCAGUGGGCUCUGUCCCAGGAAGACUAUGGCACGGUUGAAGUGUAUGCUGACGACGACGUGGACGAGAAAGAGCACGUCGACAAGGUCAAGAAAGCGGUCGCUGUUGUUCGAUCGUGGCGCGAUAACGUCCAUAUCUUGACGCUGGGCCUCGAGUUGCUCAGCAACAUGCUGGCCAACGUGGAUUCGGGCGACGUGGACGAAUGGGCUAGCGACGACGAAGACGGCAUGGAAGCGGCUGCACAAGCGCAAGGCACCACUGAAGUAUGCCGCCCCGUAUCCGUUCCCGCUCAAGUGUUUGGUGCCCAGAAUAUCUUGCCCCAUGUGUACAGCAUCGUGCAGAGUGUCGUGACGGUGCCUGCGCACUUGGCGGCCCCAGUCGUUGACGACUUUGCCGCGAUCCGAGAGCGCGCGCUCAACUGCCUGACCAACUUGACUGCGCACUUGUCUGUCGCUGAUUUGACUCGAGGGUGCGACUUGAACCAAGUUUUUCGAGUGGUCCUGGCGCUGUACGCAGACGUCCAGGUCAAGCACGAAGAGUCGAAGGCAAUGUUCCAGCCGGACCAGGCCAGCACGGGCGACGUCGAUGCGGCAGUGUACGCCAUCGUCUUUGAGAGUUUACGUGAUGACGGUGGAAAAACAGGAUGGCUGCGUUGAGUGCGUUGGUUCUGCGGUCGGUCGACGAUAACAUUCCGCUUGAAGUGGCGCCCGAGCAUUUGGGCGCCGUCCUGGCGAGUGCGCAAGCAUCCCCGUCCGUGGAAGCGCGGUCGUGCGCGGUGCGCCUCAUCGGCACGCUCGGAAAGAAGCCGCACUCUCUGCCAGAGAACAAGGUGCUUGCAACAUGCCUCAGCACUGUGCUGCGUGACACCGACCUCGCCGUCGUCUGCGAAGUUCUCAAUGCGCUCUUUGACAUAUACUCGGACGAACAGUACGACGCAGUCUUCCACGAGGUCAAUUUCUUGACGGCACUGGAGCACGUCAGCGCCGGCAUGAAGUCCAAGAUCAAGAGCGAGGCCAAAUCCCUCGACCGCGAGUUGAUUGCGCACGCGAAGGAGACACGACUCAACCUCUUGCGCUUUAUCAAGUACAAGAAGCAGCACCAGCGACGCUAACUAGACAGAUAUAUAUAUAACGAAGAUGGCAUCACGCGGGAGUCUUGUCACAGCAAGGACGAGUCCCCUAGCGCCGUCUUCUGGCACCGAUACCCGAGCCGAAUGAGUCGGAUGGCACUGCGGUCGCCGUCGUAGUUGACGGGAGUCGACGUUGGCCAGUACGUGAUGGCUGGAUCGAAUGGACCGUUGAGGUACCAGCGAAUCCCGGUUGUAGCGAAAACAUCGUCGAUGCAGGACGGGAUGUCGACUGUCGCGGCUUGGGUGUUCUGAGACGCGUCGGUUGUGAUCACUGUGACUUGGGACGUCACGGUCGUGUUACAAAAACACUCGACGAGGUACGGGUAGACAGGAACCUUGGCUGCUGCGCCAACUUCCGCUGCAGACACAGAGCCGCCGAGGCCGACCACCAUCAUCACCAGUCGGCCCACCGCCAGCAACAUCUUUCGUCGACAAUUGCGCCGUUUCGAGAUUUCCAUGGCAUAUACUUCAGUACAAUUUUG